AAGUAUCAGCGUGCCGUCUAUUCCAUUUCAAUUGCCAAACAACGGAGGCCAGAGCGUUGUUGCUGCUGUCGCCGCCGCUCUGUUUAUUUGAAUUGUAGAAAAUUACAUAUCUUUUUUCAUUUUGCGUGUCGAUAUCUCGUCGGCCGUCGCGUGCCGUCCUUGUGAGCUUCGAGUGCGUGUGUGUUAAUGUGUUGUGUUGUAUUUUUCAAUCCAAUGGCGUAUACGUUUGAUGUGGACGACGACGACGGCAAUUAGUCUUCAAUUGGAUUUCGUCUGCUUAAAAAAAAUCGCUACAUUUUAUUUUUAUAAAAAAUAAAUUAAGAAACCAUACCAAACGCCUAAUAUAAUGUUAAAAAUGAUGGCUUAUAAACACUCUUGAUAUUAGGUCUCCGCGCGGUGCUAUUACCACUCGGAAGGCCCCCUAAGUAACUGUUUUCUCUUAAUUCUUAAAAUUUCUUUUUAAUUUUAUAAAUGUUUAAUAUUAGUGUUUUGAGUAGAUAUUUUUUGUAUAUAUGUGUAUAAAUUCGUUUGUCACGUUUUAAGUGUUCUGAAUAAUAUCAGUUAAUUGCAAUGGGAAAUCAUAACAGUUUUAAUUUAAACCACAAAGAUCAUCUGCACAAUGCAAGGAUUAAUUCCCUACACAAAGAUCCGACUCUCAGUAUGUUGCCGAUGGAAAAACUAGGAAAGUUACUAGUUCAAAAGAGUUUAGAAGAAGAUGCAAUUAAUGGGAUAGGAUGUGGUGUAUUUAAGCGUUAUUUGUUUCCACAAUACCCAGAAAUGGCCCGUAAGCUUUUUGCGUUUUUAGUCACAUCAUCUGGGGGUCCUGCAUCUUCUCAUGUCAUCAGUUACUCCAACUUCAAAAAUCAAACGGAGCGAUUGCUAAGUGUUCUGGCUGAUGACCGCCAAGUAUUGAUGUACGUCAUGAUGUAUGCUGACGGAAAAGAAGAAAUCGAUCAAGAUCAAUUCCGGGAUCUCCUCUUGGCCGUGUAUAAACUUGCGAUGGACCAUUAUCCGGAAGGACCUCAAUCGUGUCGAUAUAUAUUUAAGACUGUUCAAGCCAUCGUCGACUCGGCGUUCCACAAAAAGCUAAUCCUCAAAGUGGGCUACCUGACUAAUUGGAUCCUCCAACACUGUCCCCGGCUGAUAGUGUUGCUCCACCGGUAUAUCGUGCACAUUCUAUCCACCGGCUACAGGUCCGUUAUCGAAAAAUGUCCGUAUUCCAAACCCAAUGAUCUCGAAUUGACCACUCCGGUUCUAGAAAAAGAAAACGUUUUCACAGCCGAGAAGAAUCCGUUGUUACCGCUGUCUCAAGUGUGGAUAUUGUCUACCACACUACCGGCGUUGUACACUCAGCCUAUUAUGCAUUCCAAACCGACGCCCAACUGUUUCAACACUCAAAACUUCCUAUCGAAAUUUUUGGACUUUUCGUGUCCAUCACAUUGGACACUAUUGUACAACAGCAAUCAACACGGUAUCGGAAGUAAUAGAUUUUUACAUCACGUGUUAAGUUACCGAGGACCAACGUUAACGUUCCUGCGUGGCGACGAAGGCGUUCUGUUCUGUAUAGGCGCGACUACCGAAUGGCGGGAAUCCCACCAAUACUGGGGCGGAGACGAUUCCAUCAUCUUGCAAAUACUUCCCCAGUACAGAGUUGUAAAUCGUGGCCCUAAGUCCAUGUAUUUGAACACUACUAUUCGUGGAUAUCCUAAGGGCAUCAGGGCUGGUAGCGAUCCCAGAAAACCGGCCAUACAAGUUGACGAUUCCUUUCAACACGUUGUCCAUUGUGGUAUACCAUAUAAAUUGGAAAGCAUCGAAGUGUGGGGUUGUGGUACUGUAAAAAACAGGGAAAUGCAAUUGGACAUAAAGACAUGGCAGAUAAAGGAAGCCGAGAAGAAUAAAACAUUAAAAAUGACAUCUAAAGAAUGGCUUGAUCACCCAGACCGAUACCUACUAGAGCUAGCUGGCCGACAGUCAUACUCAACUACUUAAAAUGUUUAUAUAGUAAUCAUUUUAAGUUCUUCUCAGUCCUAUUUACAGAUGUUAAUUUAAUUUGUGUUUGUGUGUACAUGUUUUUUUUAUAUAUAUAUAUCUACCUAUCUAGAUGAACCAUUAAUACUUAAUCAUUUUCCGACGUACUUACAGCUACAAAAGUAUUAUUUUAUCAGUAUUAACCGAGUACCAAGCUAAAUUUUUAUUAAAAAAAUCAUACGUUUUAAAAUUUGACCAUCAACUUCUGCUUAAAACUUCUAAAUCUUAUUGUAGAAUUACAAUCCAACAUAAAAUUGGACUUGAGAGUAAUGUUAUCAGUAGCUGAAUGUUUUUAUUUCUUUUAAACUGCAAUUAAUUAACUUAAUAGACUGUUCAAAUAAAUUUGUCAAUUUUAAUCAUCUAAAAGUGGAAGAAUAUAAUUCUUUAUCGAGUGAUAAGCCUGUGAUACACCCAUCAGCUCAUUGUAUAAGCAAUUAUUUUUUUAAAUUAAAUUACCGACGAAUUUAGUAGCGAGGCUGAGGGAUUUUCAAUCUCAAUAUUUCUUAAAGAAUUAAUUAAAAAUAUAAUCAUAUUUUUAGUGUUCCAUUUUUGUGAAUUAUUGUCUUUUGUGUGGAUAAAUCAAGGAAAUUAUUCUUGAUAUAUUUAUUUGGCGUGAAACACAUAUUCAGAGUUCAAGAUUUGUAUCUAUAUAAAGCCAUAUUAAAAUAAAGUGUAACAAUGUAUAGUUAUUUUAUUUAUUUAUUACUAUUUAUAAUACAAAUAAGAAAUUAAGUUAGUUAAUGUAAUACUAAAUUGUAAAAAAUCACCUUAAACCGUUCUGUAGAUAAAG
Adelges cooleyi (spruce gall adelgid) is the source of this 2818-nucleotide messenger RNA. RefSeq lists its product as uncharacterized. The transcript is spliced from 10 exons. The record is from RefSeq and is a predicted model, not a curated record. Bases 571 to 1989 code for a protein of 472 amino acids. Lineage: Eukaryota; Metazoa; Arthropoda; Insecta; Hemiptera; Adelgidae.